CUUCUAAACUGAAACGUCAUCGACGUCAAAUUCGGCGUCUCCCUAAAGAGGUUAUAGUAGUGUUAUUUUGUGCUUAUUUUAAUAAAAUAUAAGGCAGAAAAUAUGGCUAAGCAUCAUCCAGAUUUAAUUUUCUGCAGGAAACAGCCCGGUGUCGCUAUAGGCCGAUUGUGUGAGAAAUGCGACGGUAAAUGCGUGAUAUGCGACUCGUACGUGCGGCCGUGCACGCUGGUGCGCAUCUGCGACGAGUGCAACUACGGCUCGUACCAGGGACGAUGCGUUAUCUGCGGCGGGCCCGGCGUGUCUGACGCGUAUUACUGCAAAGAAUGCACUAUCCAGGAAAAAGAUAGAGACGGGUGUCCAAAGAUUGUGAACCUGGGAAGCUCAAAGACUGAUCUGUUCUAUGAGAGAAAGAAGUAUGGCUUCAGAAGACACUAGUAGUAGCUGUGAUGUUAGGCUAUUUGUUGUAUUAUUAAAUGUGUGACUUGGACUUUAAAGAUGGAUUUAACUUAGGGUGGUAUUCCACCUGUCCAAUCUCAUUGCAUCUCACUCUCUCAUUAAGUAAAAAUGUGAGACGCAAUACACAUUGGACAAAUAAAUUAAACAGGUGACAAACCACCCAUAGGGCCACAUGAAAAAUUACUAAUGGUUUGGACAUUGGUAAUUUUUCUUCAAUUUAAGGUUCAUGGUACUCUGGUAAAAUGUUUACCAAUCUGCUGAUGGCGGUUGAUGAGGGGGAUUUUAUUUAUAUAUCAUGACCUAAAUACCUAAGUGCAAAUUUUGUUUAAAAAUAAGACUACUUUCCUGACACUAAUGUAUAUCUUAAUUUAUAAAAAUAUUUGGUCAUAACUUCCUCAGUGAAUAUAUUGAACAAAAUAUUUCUAUUUGAAAUUUAGUUGCCUACAAAAAACCGUUGCUACUUACUGUUCCAUGAAGUGUUUUUUCCAUAAAAUCUGCUGGUACAAAAAAAAAGUUGUUGGUUUGUAAGAUCAGUCCACAGACAAAACAUCCUCCAGACUUAGCAUAGUCGCGCUACCCCCUCUGCCACGCAUACGGUAAUUUACUCCAUGUUCGAGUCGAAAGUGUAUUUGUGUGACGUCCGUGUCUUUGAACGGACCAAUCACGGCACGGGACUUCGCUCACCUCGUCCCGCGCACCCCCGCAUUUUUGCCAUCAUCGGUUGCAUGAAAUAAUUGCUCUAAACUCGGUCUAGACUCUAGAGGAUUCUUAGUCUAUGGAUCAGUCAAACCAAAAUAUUUGUAAAUAAAAACUCCAAUGUAAUUUUGGUUUUAUUAAGCGUUUAUUUACAAUACAUACCAUUUCCAUCUAUUCAGGAAAUAAAAACAUUAAAAAAUUAAUGACAAACCUCAUUUUGUAUUGUAUUUAUUUUAUUUAUACCUACAUCUACAAAUUAUAUGGAGGGCUUAGUGAAAACUAAGUCCUAUACUAAAACUACAAGGAAACACUUUAUUGUCAAGUAUAAUAUUUACCUACUACUAAAAACUAGUAUUAUUA
This is a messenger RNA of Cydia splendana, 1512 nucleotides long. It is a transcript of the gene Phf5a, whose product is annotated as PHD finger-like domain-containing protein 5A. The transcript has 3 exons. The record is from RefSeq and is a predicted model, not a curated record. The coding region runs from base 103 to 435 and encodes 110 amino acids. Gene Ontology annotation, biological process: mRNA splicing, via spliceosome. Gene Ontology annotation, cellular component: catalytic step 2 spliceosome; U2 snRNP; precatalytic spliceosome. NCBI's taxonomy places the organism in Eukaryota, Metazoa, Arthropoda, Insecta, Lepidoptera, Tortricidae.